GUUGGGCAGCACCCAGGCGUUUUAGUGUGUGUAGCUGUACGCAGAGGAAAGCAUGGUGUUGCUGAUGAAAUGCCAGUGUUCUCCGUCAGCUCGGCCAGGAUAAAUACACAAUUGUGAUUUUGGACAUCACAGCAAAAAUCAGAGAUGGCAUGUACUCAGCUCCUGUUCUUGAUGAUUAGUCAUUUAGUUUGGAUUCUCCUAUUAAGGGAAAUGUAGUUGUAUAUGCUGUAGAGAAUCCCAGAAAGCAGAUCAACAAUAUUUCUGUCAAAUAUAUAUAAUAACUUGCAUGUUUAAGGGCCUCUGGUUUCUCAGGGUGCCUCUGAAAACUAGAUCCAUCAGCUGUUAUUCCAAAUUAACAAUAACAAAUAUCUGCCACAUCAAAUCUGCUUUGAAAAAUUAAAAAUGAAGAACAUUUAACAUGAGUUAAACAUGGAUGUAAGCAAUGCAGGUUUCAGAAUUUAAAAAAAGGCAAAUGUCUCAAGAGGAAAGAAACACAUUCAACAUGUUACUUAUACUUGCACACAAGGAUACACACAAUUCACAAGAAAACUCAACAAGGCAACUUUAAGCUUCUGUUCCUCCUCCCCUCUUUGUACAGGAUUCCUAUGAUGAAAUAUUGCAUCCAUGUUUUAUCUGUGUGGUAAUUUGACUAAUUACAAAUUACUGUAAUUUAUAAAUUUGCAACACAAAAGCAGUAUCAGCUGAAAUAAUGAAGGUUUUAAAUCUGUUUUGAUAUAGAGCUCCCCUUUCAAGACAUCAGGAUCAGGAUCAGGUAUUAAAGCAGAAUACAAACAAACUCAAUCAACUUAAUCAGGUAUCCCACCUUGCCUGGUUAAUAAUUUUUUCCUGUUCUGUUGAGGUGAUGUAAUGCAGUAAAUGGCUCUCACCACCAGUGGCCAGUCGAGAGCAGUGCUGAACACCAGCACCUGACACCGGUAAAAGUGAAACAAUUUGAAGUCAUUGAUAGUUGGCCUUUUAUAAGCGGCACCUACACAAGGACAUAAGGAAGAAACAAGGCCUCAUAAUAGUUAGCUAAAUAUUUGUGAAUAUAUUGGAUUUAGCCCAAAGAACAAAGGAAGGAAGCAGCAGACAGUUUUCAAAUAUCUGUGCCAAUCCCCCUCUGCUUUCAAGUAUCUGCUGUCACUGUGAGAAUCAGAUGGUAAUCACAGUUGUUAUUGAAUUAGCUAUUUGAUUCUCUGGAUGUAAAUGACUCAGAGUGUGCAGGAACGCCUCCCUCUCGUGUCCAAGACCCCAGAUGAAGAAUAUCAAUCGAUAUAAACCAUGUUACUACAAGGGAGCUGAUGAGGGGAAAAAAUGGAGCAAAAGAGUACUGCUGAUAAAACAAACGAGGUCUCUCCAGAAUCAGUUCCUUCUAUUGAAGUUGCGAUUCAUCAUUUCCAACCCAGCUACUCUGCUCAGAGUGGAGGCAAUGUGGUCGCUCCUUCCAUCAUCGGCUCUAACGUUGAAAACAUAAACAUCACUAUCAUCUCAACUGCCCAAGGGUCUGUCAUUUCUUCAGAAGAAGCAUCAAACCAUGACACUGCAGACAUCAAUGGUGUUCUGCAGCCCCAGAAUAAUAAGAUCGCAGAAUGUCAACAGCAACUGAAGGCUACUCUGAAGAAGAAGUUCAGCCAUUUGCUUGAGGGUGUGACAACUGAAGCGAACAAAAUACCUCUCAAUAAGAUCUACACAGAGCUCUACAUCACCGAGGGAGGAAGUGGUGAAGUCAAUAAGGAGCAUGAGGUGAGACAGAUUGAGAUGACAUCCAGGAUGCAGGUGGCCCUGGAGAAAUCAAUCCACUGCAAUCACCUCUUUGUUCCUCUACCGGGACGAAACCACCAGAUAAGAACUGUGAUCACAAGGGGAGUCGCGGGCAUUGGAAAAACUGUAUCUGCCAAUAAAUUCACUCUAGACUGGGCUGAAGAGAGAGCAAACACAAGCCUGGAAUUUGUAUUUCCCCUCUCUUUCCGAGAGCUGAACAUGAUGAGAAAGAAAACCUUCAGUCUGGUAGAGCUUCUCUGUGUCUUUUUCCCUGAAACAAAAGACACAGGAAUCUUUACUAAUGGUAAGAACAAAAUGCUCUUCAUCCUGGAUGGUCUGGACGAGAGCCGUCUGUCUUUGGACUUCCACAACAGUGAAAUAAUGUCUGAUGUGACACAACGAACCACGAUAGCCAUGCUUCUGACCAACCUCAUCAGGGGAAGACUGCUUCCUUUGGCUCUUGUUUGGAUAACAUCGCGUCCAGUAGCUUCCAGUCAGAUCCCUAUGGAGUUUGUGGAUCUUGUGACGGAAGUUCGAGGGUUCAACAACCCCCAGAAAGACGAGUACUUCAGGAGGAAAAUUAGUGAUGGGGGCUUAGCAGACAGGGUAAUUACACAUGUGAAAUCCAACAGGAGUCUCCACAUCAUGUGCCACAUACCGGUCUUCUGUUCGAUGGCAGCGAGUGUUCUUGAGAAGAAGUUGGCGAUGGCAGACAGCAAAGACAUGCCAAAGACUCUCACUCAAAUGUACAUACACUUCCUGUCCUUGUAUGUGGAACCCAUGAAGAAGAGGCUGCCUGGAAGAAGAGAGUCAAGCGCUGACUGUGUGAGAGCUAACCUCAUGUCUUUGGGUAAACUGGCCUUUAAAGAGCUGGAGAAGGGCCACCUGAUCUUCUAUGAGAAAGACCUCAUCCUGAAUGGUAUAAAUGUUGCACAGGCAUCUAUGUUCUCAGGAGUCUACACACAGAUCUUCAAUGAGGAGCUGACACUGUGCGAGGAGAAGAUGUUCUGCUUUGUGCAUCUGAGCGUCCAGGAAUUCUUUGCUGCGUUGUAUGUUUAUCUCGCAUUCAACAAUGACAACAUGAACGUCUUGGUCAAGAAGUCGUCCACUUCAAGACGUUUCCCAUUCAGAGAUUCGUCAGAGCUCAUCCUCUACAAAGAAGCAGUGGAAAAGGCUUUGCGGUGCGAAAAUGGACAUUUUGACAUCUUCCUGCGCUUUCUUUUGGGCCUGUCUCUCGAAUCCAAUCAGACUCUGUUAAAACAUCUUAUGACCAGCAACAGAACAAACCCAAGGACAAGAACAGAGAUCAUUAAACACAUCAAGGAGAGGAUCAAGUUAAGUCCAUCUCCGGACAGAUGCCUCAAUCUCUUUCACUGCCUGAAUGAGCUGAACGACCACUCUCUUGUGGAGGACAUUCAGAGCUACCUCAGCUCAGGAAGUCUUAACAGUGACAGACUUUCACCUGCCCAGUGGGCCACUCUGGUCUUUGUGUUACUGACUUCAGAGGAGGAGUUGAGUGUGUUUGAACUGAGCAACUACACCAGGUCAGAGGAGGGUCUUCUGAGGCUGCUGCCUGUUGUGAAAACAGCCACAGUGGCAAAUCUAAAUGCAUGUAACCUCACUGUAAGGAGCUCUGACAUCUUGGCCAAUGUCAUCCGCUCAUCCCAAGUUAGAGAGCUGGAUCUGAGUAACAACAACCUGACAGAUGCAGGACUGAUGCGGCUCUCUAGUGGACUGAAGAACAGCAAACUAGAGAUAUUCAGACUGAGGAGCUGCAACCUAACAGAACACAGCUCUGAUGUCCUGGCUUCAGCUAUCAGCUCAGCCUCCUGCCAGCUGAAAGUGCUGGACCUCACUGACAAUGACUUUCAGGACGUAGGAGUCAAAAGGCUCUCUGGUGGACUGGGGAGUCUGCACUGUAAACUGGAAAAACUCAUUUUGUCCCUAUGCAGAGUGACAGAAGAAGGUUGCAUUUUCCUGGCAUCUGCUCUAAACUCCUCCCAUCUGAGAGAGCUCGACCUGAGCUACAAUCAUCCAGGUAACUUGGGCCUGGAGCUGCUGUCUGCCCUGCUGGACGACCCACAAUGCAGUCUGGAGAAACUCAGUGUUGAACAAUGUGGUGAAUCCAGAAUUCAGCCAGGUCCAAAGAAAUAUACCAAUAAACUCACCCUGGACCCAAACACAGCACACAGAGACCUCUCUCUGGACGAAGGAAACAGGAAAGCAACACGUUGGACCAAGCAGCCAUAUCCCGAUCACCCUGAAAGGUUCGAUUUCUGGAGACAGGUGUUGUGCAGGGAGGGCCUGACAGGACGCUGCUACUGGGAGACAGAGUGGAGUGGGAGAGCUUUCAUAGGUGUCGCCUACAGACGCAUGUGCAGGAAGGGAGAGGGUCAUGAAAGUUGGUUAGGCCGAAAUGACUCCUCCUGGGUCCUGAGCUGCACCAAGGAUGGUUACAGGGCCUUUCACAAAGGCAUCAACACUGCUGUAACCACCCCAUCCAGCUCCAAUAAGGUGGGAGUCUAUCUGGACUGGUCAGCAGGAAAGGUGUCCUUCUUCAGCGUCUCUUGUGGUGCACUGACUCUCCUCCACACCUUCCAAACCACCUUCACCGAGCCUGUGUACCCAGGGUUUCAUCUUGGCUGGGUGGACUCCACAGUGUACCUGUGCUAAAUAUUAUCUUCUGUGGACCUUCAUAUUGCCCCUGCUUUACACUGAGGACUUCUCACAUGAUGUGGUAUUUUAUUUCCUCCACUGCACUUGAGCCUGAAUCUUAAAGAUUGCCACACACACACACACACACACAAUUUUUCACCUAUAGUGGUGUCAAACCAUGUUUUUUUGUCUGACUAACAGUUCAAAACCUAGAUAUUCAAUUUACGAUGAUAUAAGACAGAAAAAAGUAAAAAAAAGUUUGUUUGGGAGGCUGAAACCAGAGAAUGAUUGGAGUUUUUUUGCUUAAAAACAGAUUUAUUCAAUUAAUUGUCAAAAUAGUUGAUUCAUUUUCUGUCAAUCAACUUGUCGAUUAAUAGACUAAAUUUUUCAGCUUUUACAGAACAAACAUUUUUGGGUCAUUUAAAUGUGCUUUUUUAAAGAAUUGUGACCAAGAUCGGUGCUCUACAGGAUAUUUUACAGUUGAAAUGUAAAUUGUCAGUGUAAUAGCCACACUCGGGUAUCUAAAUGAUCUCAUAUGUACUUUUUUUCUUGUUGCUUAUCACUUGACAGACAUACCACCAUCUGCAUUAUGUGGGCCAAUAUAUCAACUUGGACAAGUUAUAGGUCUUGCUGUACCCCUAUACAAGGAAGGUCAAUGGAAACUCAUUUGUGGGGCUCUCAGCAACAUUUUUCUUACAAAACUAUAGUUGUUGUUUCUCUGGAUAAUCUACAGAACACCAUUUUUAGGGACUAUUUCUUUCUUUCAAACACUAAGAGGAAGUGAGAAAAUAUUUAAUUUGGGUAAACUGACCCUUUAAAAACUAAAGAAAAAAACCCUCUUAUGUGAUCUAGAUAAUUUGUACAACAAUAUGAUGAAUGUACUUUGAUAAAAGAUUUUAUAAAUGUUAUCAUUUGUAAUAAAGCUUUUCUUCGUUGGAGUCACAAAAAUAAACUUGGACGGGAGAACCACGAUGUCGAGUUUCACUUUUAACAAUCAUUUUAUUAGCAGUCCCAAGAGGCAAUGAAAAAAAAAAAUCAAAGAAAAAAAAAGGAACAGAAAUUAAGAUUACAGUCCAGACGGUGGGUCAAUCAAAACCAGUGAACAUAAAGACAGGAACAGAGGGCUACACACACACCAAACAAACACAAAAGUCACGUUGUUAAAAAAGGAACAGAAAGUGAUAAAUGAAGAAGACUGAAUUUAAUCUCAUGGGUAGUGUGUGUAUGUGUGUGUGUGUGUUGGCUGAUCCCUCUGUUCCUCAAGAGAAAUUCACCAGGACCUACCCCACAUUCACACACACAUACACACACUCUCUCUCUCACACACGCAUAUCAAAAAGCCAGUCAAGGCAUCUUCCCCUCUUCAGUAAAAGCCAUGAUUUUAUAUUUAGGCUAUUUUGUGACAGAGAAACCAACCAUCAACAAACCACAGCUGUUCAGGCAGGUCUUUAAAAUUGUUAUUUUCUAUUAACGCUGUACAGUUUAUAUUUUUUUAUUUACACACUGAAUGUUGUCACUGCAGAGACAACUCAAAAUUUAAGUGAUGUCUAUUUAUCCGCUGUUAUUCUGUGCUCAUUUCUGUCUGCUGGAAAUUGCUUUUUAUACAAUUCUGAACAUCAAUAUAAAGUCUGCAGCACUACAUGUCAGCAAAAGACAGAAUCAUCUCUCAUCACUGUGAUGCUGGCAUCAAAAGUUCACAUGCCUCCUUGAUUUUUUAUUCUUUUUAUUUAUUUCACAGUGCUGCAUAGACUUUGAACGAAUGAGAGCUUCCUCUCAAAACAGAAUCACGACAGCAAUUUGAAAUGCACAAGUGGUUCAUCGGUGAACAAACAUCUGAGCCAGAUGUUCACAUUAACAAAGAACUGAAGCCGAUGUAAACAAAUCUGGGUCAUACCAAUUACUGUAAUGAUGGUUUAUCAGCCCCAGAAAUCAUGUGCACCUGUAUUUUCUUAAUAUUUAAGGACUUUGAAAACAGAUUUUUGACUUUAAGAUAUUUCUUAAAUGCAGGUAAAAA
This is a messenger RNA of Thunnus maccoyii (southern bluefin tuna), 6430 nucleotides long. RefSeq names its product NLR family CARD domain-containing protein 3-like. The record is from RefSeq and is a predicted model, not a curated record. Gene Ontology annotation, molecular function: protein binding. The transcript is spliced from 11 exons. NCBI's taxonomy places the organism in Eukaryota, Metazoa, Chordata, Actinopteri, Scombriformes, Scombridae. The coding region runs from base 1315 to 4434 and encodes 1039 amino acids.